Molecule: messenger RNA, 1613 nt
Organism: Glossina fuscipes
Lineage: Eukaryota; Metazoa; Arthropoda; Insecta; Diptera; Glossinidae
Product: transmembrane protein 203
Exons: 2
Coding region: 216-692 (158 amino acids)
Biological process (GO): intracellular calcium ion homeostasis
Cellular component (GO): endoplasmic reticulum
Source: RefSeq, a predicted model, not a curated record
AAGAAUUUUUUAAAGGAAAAACUUUACCGAAAUUUAAGUGGCGGGAAAUUUACUUAAAAACAAAUCUAAUUUUCUUCCACGAUAAAAUUUUGAAAGGUCUAGCAGAACGAUGCAGAGUUAGAUUCAGCAAACAUUUAUAAAUACUAUAAUGAAUUAAACCUGUUGUGUGGCACGGAAGAUAUAAAUAUUCAAGGAAGCACCACGUACAAAAAUGAAUGAACCAAAUUAGAAAUGUAACAAUCAUACACUUCUUUCUCACGUCGUUAAGAAUGUUCAAACUCUCCGAACUAGUAAGAUGGCUUGGUCUAACUGAAUUUGAAAUAAUGAUAAAUUUAUGUGGCCUCCUUGUAUUUACGGUAACACUUGCUUUACGAAUAUCUGGAAUUUCCAGCAAAGUCAUUGUGGAUUGGUUUACAGUUUUCAGUCCACUCUUCUGUAUAGAUAUUUGUAAUGCGUAUUUUUGCGUAAUCAUCGGCAUACGUAUGUAUUUGGAUUCAGACAAUAAGCGUAAAGCUCUACAUCGGUUCUUGUGGAGCACAUAUUUUUUGUUCUUGGUUGCUAUUUUCAAAUAUUUACUAUGUUUAAAAUUAACUGGACAAACUGGUUUAGAAUACAGUGAAGUUUUUUCGCCUAUAUUUGUAUUAUUGCAAUUAGUAGCUGUGCGUGCCUGCCAGUUGCCUAAUUCUAUAUAAAUUUCACAUAAAUUACAUAUAAGCAUCCGUAUAUAUUCAAAUAAGUUAUCAAGAAGUAGUUUUAAUUAUAUUUUAAUAAAAAAGACGUCUUUAAUCAGAAAUUUCAAGAACUCUGGUUGGACUUUUCAAAAUAUAUUAAUUGGCUUUGUAAAAUAUUACUAGGUAAAGCCGACUAUUUUUCAGAUUAAAUCUGUAUUUUAACUAGUGGCUAUGUAGAAAUCUGUAUGACGUCUAACAAAAGUGGCAUGUUACAUAUUUUCAAAAACUAUUUUGGAAGUGAAAGUGAGUGGCUGUGCUUAAUAUUCAAAGCUACUGAUUAAAUCUUGACUUUGUAUUACCUUUUUUCAAUACGUCUUUUUUGUCUAACACUUAUUGCAAGUAGUUGUAAAAUAUAUAUAUAAAAGAAAAUAUAAGUCCACACAAACUAAUCUAAGAAAAAUCGCCCUAAUUGAAUUAAGUACAUCAAUUAAUCCUUUAUUCAUAUAUAUCUGUUUUGUAGGUGUGUAAUAUUGUGAGAGAAACUGAAGGUUCCGAUAAAUUAAAGUGUUUUGGAAAUGGUUUUUAUUUUGCUCUGUCAUUUUACUAAAACUUACACAAACAUCCGAAGAGCAAGAGUUGAUAAAUGUUACGCGAAAUAUUUCAGAAACAAGUGAUAAGCGACAAAAUUUAAAAUGUUCUAAAAAAAAAAAUUAUAAAAUUUAUUGAUGGAAGUAGAAAGAAUAGUUCAGAUAAAAAUAUGAGUUGAGCAUAAGCACAACCUUUUGUAAAUGUGUUCUCUUGCGCAAGUAGCUAACCUAUGCGUACAAAUUUUCGUAUAUUGCUUUUCACAAAUUUUUCGCAACAAGAAAUUUUACACACGCUUGUUCUUCAAAAGUUUUUUUUUUCAUUUUUUUGCUUUAAUAUUAAUUUUACCAUUAGGCU